Planococcus citri (citrus mealybug) is the source of this 626-nucleotide messenger RNA. RefSeq names its product ribosomal protein L28 (gene RpL28). Gene Ontology annotation, biological process: translation. The coding region runs from base 162 to 581 and encodes 139 amino acids. The transcript is spliced from 5 exons. The record is from RefSeq and is a predicted model, not a curated record. Gene Ontology annotation, cellular component: cytosolic large ribosomal subunit; ribosome. NCBI's taxonomy places the organism in Eukaryota, Metazoa, Arthropoda, Insecta, Hemiptera, Pseudococcidae. Gene Ontology annotation, molecular function: structural constituent of ribosome.
UGAAAAAGUAAUCAAACUUUCAAAACAACAAGGCUCUUUCAAGUUUCAAGGUCUUUUCAAAACGCUUCUUUUCUUUUCCAAAAAUUUUUUUUCGGAGUUUUGUGUUUUGAAUGUUGUGACCGGGAGUGUUUCCACGUUAUUUUUUUAAUAAUUUAAGAACCAUGUCGGCGGACCUAUAUUGGAUGAUCACACGCAACAACAACGCGUACUUGUUGAAAAAGCGCGACAUCAAGAAACCUUUCAGCACCGAACCCGGUAACUUGAAAAAUGUAGCUUCAUUCCGUUACAGUGGUAUCGUUCAACCUAAAACUGUCGAUAUCCGAGCUGCGAAAGAUGGCAAAGGUUUCGUUGUAACUACGAAGAGAUCCAAGAAACAGAAUAAACCAGGCAAAUCCAACGUUUCUGUGACCAUGUCAGCUGGACCCCGCCGAUCAUUAUACAAGCUCAGACGUUACUUGGAUGGAAGCAAAUAUCGUAAAGAUCUUACUCAAGUUGCAUUGAGGAAAGCCAGUUCUAUUUUGGAGUCGCAGAAAAGAUCAGCAAUUAUUGCCAAAAAGAGUAGGACCAAGAAAUCCGAAUAAUUCUGUAUAAAUAAAUUAUUUGUUUAUAAAGUUGCUUGUUGUACA